This is a messenger RNA of Ustilago hordei, 315 nucleotides long. RefSeq lists its product as uncharacterized. The transcript has a single exon. The coding region runs from base 1 to 315 and encodes 104 amino acids. Lineage: Eukaryota; Fungi; Basidiomycota; Ustilaginomycetes; Ustilaginales; Ustilaginaceae. The record is from RefSeq and is a predicted model, not a curated record.
AUGACACCCCUUCCCAUCUUCUCGGGCGGUCCCGGCGAUGUACCAGUCGAAAACUUCAUAAGGAAAUUCAAACGUCUCCUCAUCUUCCAGAAUGCACACAGCAGCGAUACAAAGACAACCGGGUACCUCUCGGUCCGCUUGGAGGGAGGCGAGCAUAUUUGGUUCAAGGAACAGAAUUACGAAUGCGCAAGGUCUUGGGAUGCGCUUGAAGCCCAAAUUGAAGGAGCGCUUCAGGACCAGGGACUGCAUCACCAACAUCGACGCACGUCUAAAGCCUUUCGGCUGAUACCAUUCGUCAGCCUGAAGGAUGGCUGA